Molecule: messenger RNA, 3228 nt
Organism: Malassezia sympodialis ATCC 42132
Lineage: Eukaryota; Fungi; Basidiomycota; Malasseziomycetes; Malasseziales; Malasseziaceae
Exons: 5
Coding region: 1-3228 (1075 amino acids)
Biological process (GO): SCF complex assembly
Molecular function (GO): protein binding
Source: RefSeq, a predicted model, not a curated record
AUGGGAGCAGCGGGCGCGCCACUGCCGACCCUCCUCGAUCAGAAGGCCUACGUGGGCCAAGCGUUCGACGCGCGUGUCGAACCGGCCCUGGUCUCGCAAGUACUGACCCUGCUCCAAGACACGCACUCCGACGUAAAGAACCUCGCUGUGACUACCGGCUCGCGCUUUGCCACCAUGACUGAGGCUCUGUGUGCCGCACUGCGCUCGGACGACGAGGAGGAGCGCGAUAUUGCGUCGAUGGCGAGCGAGCGUUGCGCCGAUACGACGCAGGCCCUUGUCAAUGUGCUUGUGCCGUUCCUUGCAACACAGAUCAAUGAAAACACACACCAGACAACCGCGCUCGACGUGCUCAAUGAUGCACUGACGCUUGCACCAUCGCACAUGGCCACGCACCAGGGCUCCAUUGCGCAUGUGCUGCUAGCGCAUAUGGCCAGCGAGCGCUCGGCCGUGGCGCGUCGCGCGAUCCAGGGCCUCGCGCAUCUCGCGGCCCUCUGCAUGCCUGCUACGUGGGUCUUGAUCACGGAUCGUGGCCUGGCCGGUCUUUCACCGCCUUUCCACGCCGAGACAGCGUCCGUGCAGCUGCUACAAGCGCUCGCGCGCGAGGCACCUGUCUCUAUCCAGGCACAGGCUGCGAUUCGCGUCGAGCAGUUGCAUAGCGUGCUCCAGCGUGCAGACGGGCACGACGAGACAGAUGAGCUGCGCGAGACGUGCCUUCUUACGCUCCAGGCGAUGGUCGCAGCUGGCCUAGAUGUGCAGACGCGGCUUGUCAUCGCGCACAUGGCUCAGUCGGCGCUCGCGUACGACCCAAAUGCCGCCGAUGAUAUGGACGACAUGGAUGACGACGACGCACUCGACGUGUCAGACGACGAUGAUCUGGCAUGGCGCGUGCGUCGCGCGGCGUGUCGCCUGCUGUCUGAACUAUUUUCGGCGCCCGACGCACACGAGCUGUGCGCUGCCUCUCCAGCUAUCUCUGCGGCGCUGUGUGAGCGUUUGCGCGAGCGCGAGGAGGCCGUGCGUCUCGAUGCCCUGACAGCGCUGCGUCUCGUUUGGCGCGCGUGCACCGACGCUCCGCUCGACUCGCACGUCCUUGUAGAGGCGCUACGGACGUGGCGGAGCGCGUCGGCGCAAGCGGCUGCGCUCGCCGCGCUGAGCGAGCUGGCAGAGCGCCGCAUGCUCGCGACACAUGACGAGCCAGUCGUAUUGAGUAUGGCCCUCUACGCUCUCGAGAACGAUGCGCAUGCAGCGAGCUAUAUCGCUGCGCUCGUCCUUGUGCGCUACAUGUGCUGCCAAGCGCUAGCGAUGGCGCAGGAGGCGGCUAGCCGGCUCGCUGCUUCGCUCGCUCAUGCGGUACGAUCGACGAACCACCGCGCAAGUGUCGAGGCGCUGCACACGUGUGAGCCGUUCUUUGCGAAUGUGGGUCCUACGGCCCCUGGGCCUGCCUGCACGCUAGUCGAUGCGGUGUUGGCGCGCUGCGAACGUGCCGAUGCUGAUGCAUCCGUGCACGACGCUGGGCUCGUGGCUCUGAAUACGGCGCUCCGUGCGCUGGGCGAGCGCGCUGGCGAGCGAAUCCCUCGAAUGCUCGCCUUUAUAAAUGCACGCCUAUCGCUGGAGACGACACGCACACGAUGCUUACAGCUUGUGCAAAGCUGGACGCCCGAGCAGGUGCUGGGGUCAUUCGAGCCGGUGCAAGAGUUUGCAUUGACGUGCCUGCCGCUGCUUGCGGACCUUGCGCAGCGCCCGGCAACGGCGGUCAAUGCGCUAGAAGCACUCUCUACUGUGAGCCGAAUGAAACCUAGCCAUGUGCACGGCGUACGCGACGCAGUGCGCCAUAUGGUCGUGCAUAAUCUGCCGGCACCCGACUCUCCGUCACUCUUGCCAUUGCUUGAGCUUGUCAAUCGUUUUUCGAACCUUGAUCAGAGUUGGGCGGAGGAAACGCUCGAUGCGCUCCUGCCGCCUCUCGUGCCGCAGCUUGCCCGUAUGUCAUCGCCUUCAUUCAACGUGCUGCUGGACACCAUGAGUUUUCUGACGUCAUCAUAUGAGCAGCUCACCGUGCUUUUCACGGCACUGGUGCAUGCAUGGGUCGCUCAGAGCAGCGAACUAGCAUCACAAACGCUAGGGUACAUGACCAUUAGCGAACAAGUUGCUAACUUGCGCAACUGGCCCAAGGCGCAGGCAGUGUUUGCACAAGCCAGUGCAAGCACGGUGCCUGGGCAGGCGAUGGCCGUGACCGGCUUGCUGAUAGGCAGUCCGGCAUGCCGUGCGCCUUUUGUGCAAGCGCUUGCGAACGGCGAUGUGGGUGCGCUGCGUGCGUUGCGAGACCCUAUCAAGCGUUCGCCGUACGUAUUUUACUCGGAAGAGCCGACAGUAUGGACGUCAGUCAUGGGUCCGACAUUUUGUGCAGCAGCGCCAGAUAUGACCUCAGAGUGUGUGGCAUACAUGGUGUGGAUGGACACGCAAAUGAAAAUGGGCUCCGAACGGGAAUUUACGCUAUUACAUGAGCUGAUGCAGCGGAUGACGGCGCCGGACGCGUGUGGACGAGCGGUGGUGCUCGGUGCGCUGCGCGCGAUACUGCCGCUCGACAGCACGCAUGAUCUGGAUCCAGCGCUCGAGUCAUGUGUACCUGCGAUCCUGCAGCGACUGAGCGACGAGGACGUCUCGGUGCGGCAGGCAGCGGUUAUGGCACUGCGUGCCUAUCUGCAGAGCCGCACGGCGCUCGUGCUCAAGGCGCUCCCGCCGUUCCUACCGAGCCUGUACGACCUGACGCGCGUGCGCACCGAACUGCAGCGCCAGGUGCGCAUGGGCCCCUUUACCGUGAUGCACGACGACGGACUAGACUUGCGGAAGAAUGCGCUCGAGACGCUGGGUACGCUGCUGGACACGCCGCUUGCGCGGGAUGUGGCGCCCGAUGUACUGGCAUGUGUCGUGCGUGCACUUCAGGACGACGACGGCGUCAAGCUGAUGGGCUGCCUCCUCGCUGUGCACGUGGCCGACGUGGCAGGCGAGGCCGUGCGCCGCGCGAUCGCCGAUCUCGCGCCGCCGCUGCAGGCGAUCCUCGCGCGACAAGUGCGCGACAAUGCCACCAAGCAGGAUAUGGAAAAGGCUUCCGAAAUUGAUCUCGCGGCGCGGCGCGUCGUGAAGCGCCUCGCGCAGCUGGACCCUGCGUCGCCGGCCAUGGCUGAGCUGCUCGAGCGCGCCGCGACGCCGAGCGCCGUGCGCCGUGCUGCAUAG